Molecule: messenger RNA, 597 nt
Organism: Phycomyces blakesleeanus NRRL 1555(-)
Lineage: Eukaryota; Fungi; Mucoromycota; Mucoromycetes; Mucorales; Phycomycetaceae
Exons: 4
Coding region: 1-597 (198 amino acids)
Biological process (GO): negative regulation of transcription by RNA polymerase III
Cellular component (GO): nucleus
Molecular function (GO): RNA polymerase III core binding
Source: RefSeq, a predicted model, not a curated record
AUGAAAUUUCUCGAAGUUGAUUCCCUUGAUGUUCUCAAUACAGUGUUCCGAUGGGAAACCGUAGAGGCCAUUUUGACUGGACGAAUUGAAGCAUACUCAUGUAAAUCUGCUGGUUCAGACAAAAAAUUGUUCAAGCAGAUUGAGAACAAGUACAGUGUUGACCUGUCUGGAGGGUCAAUAUCCCCAGAUGAUUAUCUGCAUACGAUUGUGUCUCCGUUUGGAAGAUUAGAUGAGUCUACACCACGCAAGACGUUUUUCUAUCUGCUGGCCACCCUCAAUGCGGCGUUUCCUGAGCAUGAUUUUGGAGACGUUCGGCCGGAUCAGUUCAGUAAGCAGCCAUCACCAGAGAUGGUCAUCAACUCUGUCAACACAACCCUGUUCAACCUUGGGAACGAUGAGAUUGUGAACAAAUACAGGAUGUGGGAUACUCUGGAUGAGAUUGUGGACCUGAGUGAGUGCGAUGUGUACAGCUACAAUCCAGACAUUGAAGACGAUCCGAUGAAUGAUGAAGAAGGCUACUUAUGGUCUAUCAAUUACUUCUUUUUCAAUCGUAAAUUGAAACGAAUGGUGUUCUUUUCAAUCAAGAGUGAAAGGUAA